UUUAACUUUUCUCCAGUCGACUUUAAACUUUCACCGAGGCUUGGCCGUGCGUUUACAUUUACACCAAGUGUUUGUCCCAUCUUCCAGAGAAUAUAUUCAUCUUCUUCCUGCAAUUUACAUAUUGCCAUCGGCAAAUCUAUUCAAUUAAAUUCUUUUAAAAUUAAAAAUCCUAAAUUUUACAUAAAAUCAGUGAGCAAACGUCAAUUAUUAUCUCGAGUGAAAAUCCUUCGUGCAACUUAAAAUUCCAGCCGAAUGCUGUGAAAAAAAGGGUGGAAACCCAGUGAAGCAAAAGUGUGAACGUGAACGUGAAGUCGACAAAAUAAAAGUGCGAAAAUGCACAAACAAAUUUUGUGUUGAAGAAAAAAAAAGAAAAAUAAAACUCCCACAAAGCAGAAAAGGAAGGAUGAGAAAAUAAUAAUAAUUUGGAUAUAAUUUUAUUCCCAAUUUUGUGUGCUGGUGCUGCUGCUGCUGCCGUGGUGCGUCGUCGUCGUGUUGUUUUAUUCACAAACAAAAAAGGAUAAAUAUUCCCUUUUCCGCUUCUUACCUAAAUCAGAAAAAAGUGAAUUGAAAUACCUAAUUGAAGAAAGAUAAAGAUUUUUUUUUUUGUUGAUGGUUUAUUCAUCUUCGGCGGCGGUCGGUCUUUGUCUUUGGAAUCAAUUUUUUGCGAAUUAGAUUUUCCGGGACUCGAAUAAUUGUGAAUCGGCAGAGGCAGAAGGAGCAGAGAAAUUCGCAACAAAAUGUCGACGCGGUCUCAGUUGACAAAGGAUUUGAACGAAAGCGUCAAAUCCAUUUUGGGACGACACACAAAAAUUUUAGUAAAAUACAUGGUAAAAUUGGAAACAAAAGGAGAUAAAACAGAAAACCGUGUUUUGGUUUUUACACCAGUUCGUAUAUAUUUGCUUAUUGCCAAAGUCCCCACAAAGAUCGAAAGUCAUUUCCAUUAUUUGGAUAUUCAUUCUGUGGAGAGUAAAAAACCCUCACAUUUUUGCAUCAUCACAAAUGAUAGAACCUAUUCAUUUGCAACAACCGGCGAUGCGGGAAAUUUCAGUUCGAAUGCCGAUGUUAUCCUCACAGAUCUGGCCUCAGCGAUAAAACAAAUUUUUCCAACAGUUCCUCUCAAAUAUAUAAUCAGAAGGAUCGAUAUUCAUCCGCCAGAACGAGAAUCAAUUUUCUCCGAAGAACUCAGACCAUCUGACCCGCGUAAUGUUGGACCAUGCGGUGGUUUUAGUACCCAAUAUGCCUGCAUGUGUGAUUUUCAUGGAGUGCCAUAUCGAGAAGAAGUCGCUUGGGACAUUGACACCAUUUACCUAUCCCAUGACACUAGGAUACUGAAUUUAAGAGAUUUUGAUCAUUUGGAACCAAAAGAUCUAAUGGCGAUAGUAUCAGCUUUGGAAUAUAACACGUUUUUUCGUGGUCUAAAAGCUUCCCAUAUGAGAUUAUCACAUGAAACACUUGAAAGAAUAUUACAUGUGCUCAAAAGGUCAAUGUGGCUGGAGGAGUUACAUUUGGAGGCAUUAGGAUUAAGGUCGGAUUUUCUUCAUAAAUUAGCUGUAUCUGUGAUUACAAAUAACAAUCCUGCGAUUCGUACUAUCGAUUUGAGUCAUAAUUUAAUCGAGGAUAAAGGCGCAAUACAUCUUGCGGGCCCAAUAGCUAAAGUAUCAAAAGGUCUGUGUAAAUUGGCUCUGGCACACUGUGGUCUAACAUCGAAAGGCGUUAAUCAAAUGUCACAUUCACUGUCACUCAAUCAAAGUAUUUCAAAUUCGUUAACGUAUUUAGAUUUAAGCGGAAACAGCCUAAAAGAUGAUAUAACCAACUUACAUAAUUUUCUGGCCCAACCAAACGUUCUAGAGCAUUUGGACCUCUCAUCGACUGAUAUUACUUUAGAGAAUUUAUUUGGUGCCCUUUUACGUGGUUGUGCAACACAUUUAAGCAAUUUAAACGUCUCACACAAUUCGUUUAGUACAAAGAAAGGAAAAGAAAUUCCACCAUCGUUUAAACAAUUUUUUACAAGUACAUUAAGUUUGAAACAUUUGAAUAUUGCCGGAUGUAAAUUGCCAAUGGAAGCAUUAAAAAAUUUACUUCUUGGUCUUGCAUGCAACGAGUCAACAGCUGGGCUGUACUUAGAUUUAAGUAGCAAUUCAUUAGGUGCCCAGGGUGCUCAUGUAUUAGAAUCAUGUAUCCAUGGUGUUCGUGUUUUACAAAGUUUAGACAUAAGUGACAAUAAUUUGGAUGCCGAAUUAGCAUCAGUAUUAACUGCUGUAUCAAAGAAUCCUUCAAUUCGAACCUUACACAUGACACGUAGUCUUACCGGUAUGAAGCCUAAACACAUUCCAACUGUAAUGGAUGCACUGGUAAAUCUUAUCCAAAAAGAUGAUUUUCCCUUAGCUGAAUUAGUUUUGUCGGAAAACAAGCUCAAAAAUGAUAUUCAUGAUUUUAUAAAUGCCUUAGGAAGUAAUCAGAGUUUACAGAAAUUAGAUAUAAGUGGAAAUUACAUGGGUGACGUGGGAGCUCGGCUAUUGGCCAAGGCACUGCAAAUCAACAAUAAGCUACGAACAAUUUACAUGGAUAAGAACAAUAUAACCCUCCAAGGCUAUGGAGAUAUAGUUUAUGCUCUUGAGAAUAACCACUCGAUGAGGACGAUACCAUUUCCGGUAUUUGAUAUAGCGCCACAUCUAAAAAAUCAUCCCGAAAAAACCGAUGGUAUAAUGAGGAAAAUGCAAGAGCUUUUACUUCGCAAUUGCAAUGGUCUUAAACGACAAAAUGGUCAAGGAUUCCGAUUGCAACAUGGUUUCAUGUUGUCAUCCACACAUCAACUGGUCGAUAAAUUAAUAGCCGAAACUCAAGACACAUUGUCAAUAGCUCCGGGUAGUGAGUGUUGUGCUGUGCAACGUCUUAUUGAUGAUGCAGAAAAUUGUAAACAACUUAUGCCGAAACUUCAAGAAGCUGUGCGUUGUGAAUCGCAUCCUGUUGAGGUUAAGCUAACAAGAAUUGCAAGUGAUUUAAGUUAUACGAUUCAAAGUCAUUUGGAAGAAACUAUGGAAACUAUGAUUCGAACUGGGAUUGAACAGUGUCCGAAAACUUUUGGCUGCCAGAAUGUUAUUAUUGAUUUGAGAAAGGCAUUGUGCGAGAAGCUAGUCAUUCCGGAUGAUUUUUUGCAAACGUGUUUGCUAAAUAAUGCUGGAAGUGAAAUCAUGAAUAAAGUGACUGAAGUUGAACAAAUCCUUGCGGCUACAAUCUCAGAUCGAGCUACAGAUGAAGUUGUGGAAGCAUUGUCACGUAAUCGUCGAGGACUGGGCAUCUCAGACUCGCCGUCGGUGCAAUUGGACGAAGCCCAGACGCCGGAUAUAGUACGCAGUCAAUCUAGUCAUGAUUCCAAUGGUCUUAUCAUAAUAAGAUCAAGCAGAGGAAGUGUUCUGCCAAAGCUUGGAUUAGAUUCACCAACUAAAUUGGAAUAUCUAAACCUUGCCACUCCACACCUGCCAACCAAACGUCGAUCGGUCGCACGAAAGGUACGUCCACAGUCAGUGGUGGAAAACCUUAGCCUGGGCCAUAUUCCAGAUUUACUGGAAUCGCCAUCAUCACAUCGAAGCUCAUCGAAUAUGUCAUCGCACGAUCAACGUGGUGACGACGAAUGCUGUGAUUCGAUUACAGAGCUGCCAAGUGUUUCACUUCAGUUGCAGCAUUUGGUGAAGGGUCGACCAAAGAGGGCUAAGACUAGAGCACCUUCGAGGCCAUUGGUAGCCGAUACGAGCACUCGUGAGAUAAUCGAGGGCUUAGAUCAAUUCUUCAGACCAGGAUCAGUAACUCCAACAACACUAACUCCACUCGUAUCGCCAACAUCCGAGGAAUGCAGCUCGUUAAGUUUUGCCGAUAGCCCAACGAUGAGCAGAGACGACAACGGACGAAUGACUUCGGAGGAGACUACUCCUAUCCUUGAGGAGCGUAAGCCAAUCAAAUUAGAUCGAAGCUCACCACUUUUGAGAGGUGUUGCCUGGGCAAGUCGUUCAAGAUCCACAGACAAUUUGGAGAAAUACUCUCCUCUAGUUGGCCGGAAGUCACCAUUGGUGAAAAUGCGUACUGAAGGUGGCAACGACGAUCGUUUGGAUCGUCUACACAUGCCAUAUCGUGACGAUCGAAUGCGAUCCCCAAGCAGUGAGUCAAUAAAGAGCCAUACCGGCGGAGAUAGUGUAAUUGUGAAGACCGGCAAUGGAAUUCUAAGAACACCAAUUGUCCUACAAAAACCACGUCCAUGGUCUGUAGUAGGAAAUGAGCCAAAGUCAGGAGAUUUCUCAACGGAUUCUAGUAAAACAACACCAGAACAAUUAGAAGAUGAUUGCGAUGUAGUGCCAUUUGGACAACAGACAGGAGGUUCAAUUGUUGGUAUUAGUCCAGGAAUCGCCUUGGCUUCAAGCGGUGGCGGUGGUAGUAUUGUAGGAAUAACUCCAGGAGCAGCAUUGGAAAAGAAAUCAGUUCGAGAAUUAGCAGCAGGACUCAGUCGAAUAGAUUUGCCUAUGAAACCACCACCAAUUGGUCCCAGACCAACUUCAAUGUUAAACAGCAUCAAUAAUACAUCACGCACAAUUAUAACCAGCAAUAACUCGACAACAACAACAACAUCGAGCAUUACAAGUGGAACAAUUGAAAAUAUCACCAAAACGAUAAUCACCACUGAAAAUGGUGAAUCCAUCGAUAACUUUUUAAAUGGCAGUGAAAAGAAAACCGAAACUAUUGUGAAAAGGAUUGCUGGCAAGGAAAUAACAUCGAUAUUCGAGGAGACAUUAGUUGAAGGUCUACAGAGGUCUUCAGUCCGUCGAACUUUUAGAGAUGCACAAUAUACAAAAGAUGAUGUUGUUGAUGUAUAGAACAAAAAAGAAAAAAAUAUUUUAUUUUUAUUUAAUUAUAUUCUAUUAAAAAAAAAUGUAUUAAAGCAAAAAAAAAUUAAAUAUUUUAUUAGUGCAAUUCUUCAUUUUAACUCUCAAGGCUUACUUUAAAUUAAUUUCGUUUUAAUUACUCGUAAAAUCAAAUCGAAAAAAGGAAAAUAUUAAUUAAAUCAUUUUGUUUAUAUUCAAUCUACAACAGAGUUAUAACAAAAUUAUAUCCAUUUUUAGUGCCAACGUUUUAUUGUAUUGUAGUAUAAUAUAUUAUUAUUUAAUUUUUAAUGUUUUUUUUAUUACUUCAGUUUUUAACCAUUUUUGUAUAUUUUUUAUUAUAUAACUACACCCUCUCUUGUAAAAAAAAAACAACUUCUAUAUAUGUUCUAUAUUUAAUCAGUGGUUGAUAUAAGAAUUUAGCUAACGGAGGAUAGUUAAAUAUACAUAUUUUUAAUAAACUUUUUUUAUGAAUACUUUUUUAUUUAUUUUCUUUGUUCGAUGUAUACUAACUUAACAAGAUCAAAAUUACCUAUGAAAUUGAUUGUGGCUUAAAAAAUACUGCCAUAGACCAUACUGAAUGUGUAAUUUGAGUUUUCGAGUCGUGAAAUAAAUGUGUGUGCAUAUUUGUCCUUAAAAUUAAACAAACAAAUAAUUUUCCAUCGAAUUUUAUGGUCCUUUGGAUUUGUUUUUGUGUAAAUUAAAAAAUAACGAUGGCAAUUAAAUGAGACUCGAUCUUCUUAACGUGCAAUUUUGUUUAGCCUUUUAUAGAAAAAAAAAAUACUAAAUGUUGUCGACUGCACACUUAAAAAUUAUUAAAUAAGAAAAUACCAAAAUCUAACAAUACUAAAUGUUCUUAAAAUCAAAAGCAAACAAAAAUUAUAUAAAUCUGGGGCUGACUGUCAUAGUAUUAGAAGACAUUUUAACGGUGAUAAACCCACCACUAUUCGUUUGAGAAAUUUAUUUUUCCACCAAAAACAAAAAC
Molecule: messenger RNA, 5853 nt
Organism: Eupeodes corollae
Lineage: Eukaryota; Metazoa; Arthropoda; Insecta; Diptera; Syrphidae
Gene: LRR
Product: F-actin-uncapping protein LRRC16A
Exons: 23
Coding region: 738-4862 (1374 amino acids)
Biological process (GO): regulation of Arp2/3 complex-mediated actin nucleation; cell migration
Cellular component (GO): lamellipodium; plasma membrane
Molecular function (GO): protein binding
Source: RefSeq, a predicted model, not a curated record